Molecule: messenger RNA, 980 nt
Organism: Drosophila bipectinata
Lineage: Eukaryota; Metazoa; Arthropoda; Insecta; Diptera; Drosophilidae
Gene: bonsai
Product: 28S ribosomal protein S15, mitochondrial
Biological process (GO): mitochondrial translation
Cellular component (GO): mitochondrial small ribosomal subunit; ribosome
Molecular function (GO): RNA binding; structural constituent of ribosome
Source: RefSeq, a predicted model, not a curated record
AACUUUGGCCAGCUGGUGUUGAUUUUCUGUCCACCCUGGCCGUGAUAUAACCUAUUGUUUUGGCCUCCGAAAAAAUUAGAUUUUAUGAAUAAACUACUGAAUGUAGCGCAGGCAGUGCCGCGCCAAUUCGUUCGCGAGUAUGCGUUCAAGUCGGACCUGAAAAUAAAGUGGGUGCGACCCGAAAAGAUCGCCUGCUAUAAGCCGGAGAAGAGUGGCGAUUUGAGCAAGUUGCCCCCGUUGAAGGGGGACGAGCUCUUGCCGGAAUUCAGGGACUGCAAGGAGCUGGAAAAAGCCGACAACACGGUCAAGUCUCUGUUCAUGCUGAGCAACAAUGCGAAUUACUUGACCACCAAACAUUACCGCAAUGAAAUGGUUAAAGAUGUACAGAGACAUGCCCAGGACUAUGGCUCCGUUGAAGCUAAAUUGGCCAACAUGACUGCUUUGAUCCGCCGAUACCAAGAGCGCAUGGAGUCCCAUCCUCGCGACAAGAUGAUUAAAGUUCGGCUAAAGGAACUCAUAGACAAACGCAAGAAGUUCCUUAAAUACCUGAGGCGCUGGGACUAUGCCCGCUUCGAGUGGAUCCUCGAAAAACUCGAUCUUGUGUACAAGCCACCACCUGAACAUUUCCAUUGGAUUACGAGGAAAGAAUCACUGCAGAAAUUGACCGAUUCCUACUGCGAAAACCUAAAGGAAGAGCGGCUAGAGGCCUACCACAAGCAGUUGCAGGCCCAGCAGAUACCGUUUUUGGAGGAGGCCAUCAAGAAGAUGGAGUUCGUGCGUCAAGAACAGAUAUCUUGCGAUGUUCCAGUCACUGUCACGGAAGAGCAGAUAGCUGAUUCCAAAAAGCAACUCGCCCAGCUGAGGGAACUGCGUCAGGCUGAGGAGGCGGCCAAAACUAGGAAACAGGAUGAAGAUUCUUUUAAUUAGGCCCGCAUUUAAUGUUACGGAGUCUUACAAUAAACGUAAUUUUUGUUCUUAAA